Rotaria sordida is the source of this 1398-nucleotide messenger RNA. NCBI's taxonomy places the organism in Eukaryota, Metazoa, Rotifera, Eurotatoria, Philodinida, Philodinidae. The record is from the annotation of a GenBank genome assembly.
AUGAGUUCAACAAUUAAUGAAAAAGCUGAAGUAGAUGCACUUAUUGCUCAAUUAAGUUCAUCAAAGGAUUAUGAUAAAAAAAAUGCAACUAAUAUAAGUAGUAGUCCCGAUGCUAUUUCAACAUCAUCAGAACGUAAACGUAUAUACAUACGUCAAAAUUCGGGAUCAAAUUCUAAUGCACAAUUUGCUGGUUCACCAACAGAUACGCAAAAACGUUUAUUACAAAAAAAUGCUAAAAUUUCAAAGAAAAAUGAUCGUAAAUCACGACAAGGCAAAGGUCGUGGUUUAGCAAAAAAAGGUGGUGCCGGUGGACAUUUCACAUGGGGUACAUUAGGUUCUGAAAUACUUGAUGAAUAUCAUGAAGAUUUUGAUGAAGAUGAUUUAUUAGAUUUACAAUAUAAUCAAGCUAAAGAGAAAUAUAUUGCUGAAUCAUCAACAACAUCAAAAGAUAAAAAACGAAAUCAAUUACAAACAAUUGAAAAUUUUGAUAAAGAUAUUAAACCAAUAAUUGAUGAAUAUUUUGUUAAUGGUGAUGCUAAUGAUGUAGCACAAUCAUUACGUAAAUUUAAUUUAAAACAACAUGGAGAUGGAGAAUUACUUGCUUACAUAAUAACAAUAGCAUUAGAAAAAUCAAGUGUUCAUAAAGAAUUAAUAUCACGUCUUUUACAUGAUCUUAAUGGUAUUGUUUUCCGUGCAAAUGAUUACAUUAACGGUUUUGAUACUAUAUUCACAACAUUAAGUGAUUUAUCACUUGAUAAUCCCGAAUGUUCAACUGAUAUUGGUAAAUUCAUUGCACGAUCAAUUGCCGAUAAAUGUAUUGAUAAUACAAAUGACAAAUAUUUUGGUCGUUAUAAAGGCAAUGUUAAAUGUCCAAAAAUGCAAAUCGCUCUUGAUAAAGCUGAAACACUUAUAUUAAUGAAAGAUUUUUAUUUUCUUAAUAAUGUUUGGGGAGCUCAAUCAAGUGGUUUUAGACCUGUAAGAGAACUAGCUGAUAAAAUGAAUUUAAUUAUUCAUGAAUAUUAUGAUAGUGGUGAUGCAAAUGAAACAAUUCGAUGUUUAAAAGAAUUAAAUGUACCACAUUUUUUUCAUGAAUUUGUUUAUGAGCUUAUAGAUUUUUGUUUAGAAAAAAAUACUGAACGUGCUGAACAAUUAACAAUAUCUUUACUUGAAACAUUAACAACAACUACUAUCAUUACAUAUGAUCAAUUAAAAACUGGCAUAUUACGUUUAUUUGACGAUAUUGAAGAUAUACAAUUAGAUGUUCCAAAUGCAUAUGAACAAUUACAAAGUCUUCUUAAACAAUUAGAAGGAAAAAAAGUUCUUAAUCAUGAUAUAACAUCAAAUAUUCCACAAAAAGGUCGAAAACGUUUAACAAGUGGAGGUGAAAAUAAUAAAUAA